AUGAGUAGUACCUGGGGACAAGGCGCUGACAGCGACUCAGAUGGUGGGCUGCGAGGUGAUGGAGUUGAUCCCGCACAAUAUCGCAAGGGCAACACAGGCACUGGCACUGGCGGUAAACCUCGUCAUGAUCCCACGCCCAGUCUCGCCUUUUUGAGAAGUCGCGCAGCAGCUAGACGACUUACAAAUUCAGCCGAAGCUAGCAAGGCCACACCUGGUGCCACUGGUUCUGCUUCCGCAAAGCCACAAAAGUUCAUGUCAGCCACGAGCAACAAAUACCACAAAGCGGUGUUUCCUAGCAUGAGAGUCCCUGUCCACAUGCGCGAGAUUGACAAGGGUGCCCGCCACGGACGCCAGUCCAACAGUGGUGUUACCAAAACCAAGGCUGAGUCUGUGCCUGUCAUGUCGGUACAAUGCCCCAUGCCUGGUGGUACAGUAGUUACCGAAACCACUGAUCCUGUGCAGAAGGUCAGCUGGGGUCCAAUCUCCAGGAUCGAAGCGAGCGAGGAAGCACGCGAGUUGAUCAGCCUCUGGCGUGAUGCCGUGAAAGACGCAAGGAAAACAAAGGCAAAAGGCAAAGGAGAGGAUGACAGCGACGACAGCGACCAACCAGACAAACCCAUGAAGACAAAGAAUGCAGACAAACGUGGCAAUGCUCCCAAAGUCGUCGCUGGCUUCCACGGCGGUGGAGGGUCUGGGUCUAAGGACCAGCAGAACACCUACGCCAACGACGACCUGACACCAGCAAAUGCCUCUCAAGCGGAAACUGAAGCGACCACAGACUCUCAACGCUCGCGUGGCUUCAUACAACCUCCACCUCCCACACCUCCCGACACCAUCUUCCACAAGACACACUCAGUGGCAGCAGCGCUGUCAAUGCCCACUCUUCCGAGUCUCCACCGCAUCUCUGAACCACAGCUUGUUGAACAGUACCGCCUUCAGCAUGCAACGGACCCGGAAGCCUUCGAAAAAGAAACCCGCGCCAUCAAGAAAGGACUUGUGGAUGCCAAGGUUGCGAGGGGUGGAAAACCGAGACUGUUGAAGAAUGAAUAUACCGUUGAGCUGGCUAGUCGUGAAGAUGCGGAAACCGCGGAGAAAUGGGUCAGAGACCAGGGCAGGACCUUCGGGAUCUCGGACGUGAGAAGCAGGGCGAACAGUACGUUCACGACAAGCGACGCAGCGUCCGGAUCUGAGGAACGAGCUUUGAAGAUGAGAGGUGGAGAAAUAGAGAUGGCAGAGUUGGCGACUGCCGAAAGUGAAGAGAAGGAGGGUGAAAAACAAGCAAAGGUCGAGGACACACCCAAGCAGAAGCACCCUGCAGCUGUUCAUGACCGCAAGGACCGCGCCAUAUCUGCAAACCCACAGAACAAGCAGAACAGAUCCCCACGCUCGGCCAAGUCUGCCAAAUACAGCCUGCUCAGAUCCAAGCCAACGCUCCGCAGCGUCAGAUCUCAAGUAUCUCGUCUCGACCUCUCAGAGCACGUGAGCAAAAUCACCACGUAUGGCACCGUGCGACAUCAGCACUCGGUCAAGCGAGAGGCCGGGGACCACGGCGAGAAACGCACAGUCAGAACGUGGAUCGAGGUAACCGAAGUUUAUGAGGUGCCGACGUCCAAGUCACUUACCUUCAAGGAUGUGGUGGCAGCAGUGGAUGAAGACGCGGAAGAUUGUGAUAGUGAUGGAGAGGGUUGGGAAAGUGAGAAUGAUGAUGGAUGGAGUGAGGAUAGUGGCGAGAGCGACAGUGACACGGCAAAACAGACGGGCAAGACGAAUCAUCACAAGUCAAACGCCAAGUCGCAGGGCAAACCCAGACCAUCGAUUGCCUCAAAGAGUCAAAAGGACGGGUACGAGUCAGACUCCAGCUCUGCAUCCGCUGCGUCCUCGACCACUUCUGAUUACGACAGUGCAUCCCAUCCUGCCGGCGUGCGCCUGUCAGGUCCAGACUACCAUGACCCCAGUGAGACCGAUUCCGAAGCACUCUUUCAUUCCCUCUCACGGUUUGGAGAGGUCAACGCGUCGAGCAUUUCGCAGGUGAGCCGCGAUUUGAGGGCAUUGAUGGCCGGUCUGAGGAUCAAUGGGAAAUUGAAUAUGCACGAGGCUUGA
Fonsecaea nubica is the source of this 2100-nucleotide messenger RNA. RefSeq lists its product as hypothetical. The transcript has a single exon. Bases 1 to 2100 code for a protein of 699 amino acids. The record is from RefSeq and is a predicted model, not a curated record. Lineage: Eukaryota; Fungi; Ascomycota; Eurotiomycetes; Chaetothyriales; Herpotrichiellaceae.